AUGGAGGUAGCCGGCGUCGUUCUAGGAGGAAUUCCCCUCAUCCUCUUCGCAUUAGAGAACUACCGGAAGGCCCUGAACCCCGCCAAGGACUACUUGCGGCGGUACGCGGAUAAAUGCGACUCGUUCAUGAACUUCCUCGGGCACAUGGAUAAGAUUGUGCAAAAGCUGAUGGACAAGCUAGAUAUCGAUAUCAAAGGCAAGCCAAAGUGGGAAGAAGUCGCCCCUGACCGUGUGGAAUGGGAAUGGCGUCGCGUAAAGCGGAGCUUUGGCAGAAACGAGCGACAGAGCCUGAUAACGGACUUGCAGUACUGGAAUACUGCGCUCAAGAACUGCUUCGAGAAGCAAGAGAUCCCAUCCGAUGAAGGAAACCGAACGGUCCAAGAACUGCAAGCCCGAUUCGACCAGAAGCAAUGCGACGCCAUUAGAAACAACGCCGGAGCCAUCCACGAAGCUAUACAGUCGGGCUGGGGUUGCGUAUUCCCGCAGACGCACGGUGGUAACCUUUAUUUAAGAUGGCACAAUGACAAAGUGCUAGAUCCUGCUAUAUUCAACAUGGCCUUGUCAUAUAAGAAAACCCAAACUGGGAUCCCUUAUCCAUCAGACGAAUACUGGCAAGAGAUACAAAUAAGGAUCAAAAAGGCUGCCGCACAAAUACCACUAUCUGCACCAGCCUCUCUUACUCCUCCGGUAGUGCAAUCAGUUGUUCAGAAGGAGGCAUACCAAGACAAAGUCCGAUCCGCCGCAGACUAUCUUGGCUACUUUCCGGAUCCAGACCCUUCUACUUCGCGGCAAAUCCAAAUUCAUAGCACAGCCACCAAAGAGUACUUCCCAAAGAUAAUACCCGUCCACUCUCUCCUAUCCCCAUCGAAUGAACAAGUCCGCUCCCGGCUAGCUCUCUCUCGAAAACAGCGCUUCGGCAUCGCUGCAUCAGCUGCCUGGGCCGUCCUACUUCUUUGUGACUCCGCGUGGCUUAGCGAGAAACUUGACAAAGACGAGAUUCAGCUCAUACUUGACGAUGGCGGUGCGCUCGCGCAGCCCGAGUCCCUAGGAAAUACCUGUAUAUCCCACCGUUCUGCCCUCCGGCAGCCGCGCCUCUCUCCGCAGCCGCCCAAUUUCAAGAAGGCCUUAUCCGCCACAAAACGCUCUUCGCGUUGGGCAUUCUGCUCAUUAAGCUAUGUUUGA
Molecule: messenger RNA, 1182 nt
Organism: Mytilinidion resinicola
Lineage: Eukaryota; Fungi; Ascomycota; Dothideomycetes; Mytilinidiales; Mytilinidiaceae
Exons: 5
Coding region: 1-1182 (393 amino acids)
Source: RefSeq, a predicted model, not a curated record